AUGCAGAUCGCGUCCGUGCUGAUGUAUGGCUUGCGCGGGGCAAAGAAGUUGUUCUCGGAGAUGCUGCACAGUCUUCUCGAAGCCCCCAUGUUGUUCUUCGACACUAACCCCAUCGGCCGCGUUCUCAAUCGGUUCGGCGACGACAUCCUUCAAGUGGACAUGGCCAUUCCAUUCUCCGCGACAUCGAUGCUGAUACAUACGGCCUCCGCAAUAGCAAAACUCGUCACGACCAUCGCCAUCACCCAGUGGAUGGGACUGAUCGUGUUGCCGCUCAUGGCUGUGUACACUUUAUUGGGUUUGUACUUUUUGGCCCCGUUGCGGGAAGUGAACCGCAUCCAAAAGACGACGCGGUCACCGCUGUUGAGUUUGGUCAGCGAAGGCAUUGACGGCUCCACGACAAUCCGAGCGUUUGGUGCCAAGUACAUCCGUCGCUUCAACCUUCUGCACGACAACCUCCUGGAAGAUUUUGUGGCCGCUAAUUUGGUCGGAGUGACGGCCAAUCAGUGGUUUGCGUUGCGGGUGGAGCUGAUCAGUUGCUCGAUCGUGUUUGCGCUUUUGAUGGGGGUUGUGGUGAUGCACGACGCCAUCAGUGCCGGGCUCAUUGCGCUCGUGAUUACGUAUGGUUUGAGCAUUCCUGCCAACUUGGCGGGGCUGGUUAACAUCUGGGCUCGGAUGGAGACGGCGCUGAUCGCCCCCGAGCGACUGCACGAGUACAUCCGGCUGACCAAAGAAGGCGAGCGGCACACGCCAUUGGACGAAGCGUCGACGUCGUGGCCGUCCCAAGGCCAAGUGCAGUUUGACAAUGUGAGCUACCGCUACAAACCCACGGACCCCCUCGUGUUGAAAGACGUGAGUUUCACAGUCAAUGGGGGCGAAAAGGUGGGUAUCGUCGGACGGACGGGCGCGGGCAAGUCCAGCUUGAUGAUGUCGCUGUUCCGCAUGAACGACGUCGCGGCCGGCCACAUCCGCAUCGACGGCAUCGACAUCGCCGACGUCGGCCUGCACAACCUGCGCAGCCACUUGGCCAUCAUCCCCCAGAACCCCGUCCUGUUCAAAGGAACACUGCGCAACUACUUGGACCCGUUCGACGAGUACGAUGACGACCAGCUGUGGCUCGCGUUGCAAAAGGUGCAGCUGGAUGGUCGCAUCGGCGCCGACUCGGACAAGCUGCUGGGACCCGUGGAAGAAAACGGAGAGAACUUUAGCGUGGGCGAGCGCCAGAUGCUGUGCAUGGCCCGCGCCUUGUUGCGCCAGGCCAAGAUCGUCAUCCUGGACGAAGCCACGGCAGCCAUCGACCACGACACCGACCAGCUCCUGCAGCAGGUCGUGCGCUCCGAGUUUGCGUCGUCCACGGUGCUCACCAUCGCCCAUCGCCUCGACACGGUGCUCGACUGCGACCGCAUCCUCGUGUUUGACCAAGGUCAAUUGGUCCAGAACGACACGCCCGCAGCGCUGGUUCACGCUGGCACGGGCAUCUUCUUUGAACUCGUCACCGAAGGCGGGUAUAGCUUGGACAAGCAGCUGUAA
This is a messenger RNA of Aphanomyces astaci, 1527 nucleotides long. RefSeq lists its product as hypothetical. Gene Ontology annotation, cellular component: membrane. Gene Ontology annotation, molecular function: ATP binding; ABC-type transporter activity; ATP hydrolysis activity. The coding region runs from base 1 to 1527 and encodes 508 amino acids. The transcript has a single exon. Gene Ontology annotation, biological process: transmembrane transport. The record is from RefSeq and is a predicted model, not a curated record. Lineage: Eukaryota; Oomycota; Saprolegniomycetes; Saprolegniales; Verrucalvaceae.